AUGCCUCUUUGCGGCGGCAAGAAACCUGUACAGCGCAAACUCGUCUUGCUCGGCGACGGCGCAUGCGGGAAGACCUCGCUCCUCAACGUCUUCACCCGCGGCUUCUUUCCGACGGUAUACGAGCCCACCGUAUUCGAGAACUAUGUACACGACAUCUACGUUGACGGUGCUCCUAUGGAGUUGUCAUUAUGGGAUACUGCUGGCCAAGAGGAAUUCGAUCGGCUACGGUCGUUGAGUUAUGAUGACACGCAAGCAAUCAUGCUAUGCUUCUCCGUUGACAAUCGCGGCUCGCUAGAGAACGUCUCGUCGAAAUGGCUGGCGGAAAUCAACGAACACUGCCCGGGCGUCAAGGUCGUCCUGUGUGCCCUGAAAUGUGAUCUAAGAGAAGAGCAAGAAAAGGACGACGACGCGGAAGAGCCAGUUCCUCAGGCGCCGCCUCAGCGGAUGAUCCAAUACAAUGAGGGUCUGGAAGUGGCGCGCAAGAUCGGUGCGCUGCGAUAUCUCGAAUGCUCCGCGAUGCGAAAUCGAGGCGUCAAUGAAGCCUUCACCGAGGCGGCCAGAGUCGCGCUGCAGGUAAAACCCGCAAAGAGCAGCGACGACAGCAAGUGCACCGUUAUGUGA
Molecule: messenger RNA, 621 nt
Organism: Cyphellophora europaea CBS 101466
Lineage: Eukaryota; Fungi; Ascomycota; Eurotiomycetes; Chaetothyriales; Cyphellophoraceae
Exons: 4
Coding region: 1-621 (206 amino acids)
Biological process (GO): small GTPase-mediated signal transduction
Molecular function (GO): GTP binding; GTPase activity
Source: RefSeq, a predicted model, not a curated record